This is a messenger RNA of Caenorhabditis sp. 36 PRJEB53466, 2060 nucleotides long. The record is from the annotation of a GenBank genome assembly. Lineage: Eukaryota; Metazoa; Nematoda; Chromadorea; Rhabditida; Rhabditidae.
AUGCUCACUCACACACAAAAAUUCGUUCUUCCCGUAAGUCCAUUUUUAUUGAUUUUUCAUUCAGUUUUCAUGGAUAACCAAUAUCCGAUCUCUUGAACGUUCCGAUCCGUGCGCCUGAUCACGGGCUCUAAAUUUUUUCUCCAAAUGCUUCGAAAUGUAACCAAAAAUUAGAGCAUGCGUCUUUCGUACAGAAAAAUGAGCUGAAACGUCUUCUUGCAGACAAUGCCGUUCCGUCGAGAGAUUCCGAGCGGUCUGCCGGUCGGAUCCUCAGUCGUUUUGACCGGAAAACCGUACGAAGACGCGAAGAAAAGCGUCGAGCUCACGCUGAGCACUAACAAUAACGACAUUGCGCUGAGAGUGGAACUCAUUCUCGGACAGCCGUCAAGGGUACGCUUUUCAGUUGCGAAACCACCAAAUUCCAUUGUUUCUUGAAGCUGAAAAUCGACUGCACGGUGAGCCAGAAGACGUCGCCGCCGGUCGAGAACCUCGUCAUCAGUCCGUACAACCAGGACGCGAAACUCAGAAUUAAGGCCAUGCAGCAUUCCUUUCAGGUUUUUCCGGAAUCGGCAACAAAAAUGAAAUAGUUGAAAUUCUCUUCAGAUUCUGUUCAAUGAGACCAAAAUCGCCGACUUUGUCCAUCGCGUCGAUCCGAAUCUGAUCAAAUUGGUAGAACGUUUCCUCUUACGUUUUUCUUUUCCACCGACAACUUCCAGAUCUGCAUCAAAGGACCGUUCAUCACCAGCGAAGUUAUCAUUGAGCCGGCAGGCGUUGGUACGUUUCUGUUUGUCAACGAAACACCUAAAUACAACGUUUCGUUCUUUCAGCCGCUCUGCCGAGCUACGAACAAGCCACUUCUCCGCCCGUGGAUCUCAUGAACAACCUGAACCUCGGAGCGCCGAAAGUUCCCCUCACCGACCUCCGAGACGACCUGCCGCCUCCGCCCGCAAGUGUACUCCAUCCGACGACUGUAGCUUCGCAAGUUCCGAUUGGAGCUGGCGUUUCUGCUCCUCCAGCAGCAUCGGUAAGGCACAGAGAUGGGCGCGGUGUGGUCGAAUGCAACUUUUCUCUCGAAAUUUUCGAGGGAAAAGUUGCAGUACGCAGUUUGUCGUCAGAUGUGGCGCCUUCUAACUGUCAUGCACUCUCUCACUCUCUCGCCGAACUGCCGAAUCGGAAUAACAAGCAGAUUUCAAGGGGAAAAUGCCAGAAAAUGUUUGCCUCACGGACUGUGAACACUUUGUAUCUUCCAGGGCCCCUCCACCGCCUCCUCUUCGUUCUUUUACACCGGCAACUCGCAGGGAUUCUCGGCGCAUCCCUAUCCAUUGCCCGGUCUGAUCGACAAUAACACCUACGCAUCCCAGCAGAACCCGGCGGGACCGCUUCCGGCUCAAACGGUCCCAUCUGCGCCGCCAGUGGCUCCAGUGGCUCCAGUGGCCACAGGCGCCUUCGUCUCCACCACCGUCUCGCAUCCGCCCUCCAACUCCAGCAUCUACGCCGACACCCCGAUCACCAGCCCUUCCGUACCGUAUACCGUGGUCAGUCACUUCUACAGUAGCCCGAGAAAUCUACCAUAACCGUACUCCUUCUAGACGUAUCCUCAGAGCGGCGCUCCGACUCCAGCGGCUCCUCCUCUUCAACGAGCGCCAGUCUAUCAGAAUCAGAUGCAAAUGCCGAUGGCCAUGGCCGGGGGAUAUUAUCCAUCACCGCCACCGCCACCUCAGAUGGCAGCACAACAGGUAAGGGUUACUGUACUUUCGGCUUUCUACCCUAACCAUUUCUCCAGGUCCCCAUUCCUUCAACAGCCAUGGUCCCAGCCGGUCAGGCCUAUCCACAGAUGACCGUACCUCCGGCGUACAUGUACCCGGCCGCCGCUCCUCUCGUGCAACCGAUCCAACCGUAUCCCGUCUACCAGCAAUACCGUAAUUUCGUAAUUUUGGCGAGCAUUUUCUAACCGUGCAUUUUCAGCUGGCUACUAUCCGGAAGUGGUCUACUAUGACGGCGGACAUCAUCAUCAUCAUCACCGCCAUCACUUCUUCGGACACCACCAUCACCAUUGCGACUAA